GAAGUCCAGAAUGAAGCAAAGAGCGGCAGAAGCAAGCGCUGCAGAGGGAACAGAGGAGCCUGAGCACUGCCGAGAGCUGCAGCCGACAGUGAACGGGGGCACCCAGGGGAUCCUACAGCUCUGGCCUCCCCCGGGGACAGCCAGCACCAGGACAAGGAGAGGGGAAGGGGCCGGGGGUCCAGGGGACGUGACGGUGGAGCUGGAGCAAGGCAGCGGGGGCUAGGUGCGGGGUGAGGGAUGACAUCCAAGCCCAUUGCCCAGUCUGGGAUGGAGAACUUCCGAAAGGUCAGGACGUCAGAGGAGGAGAGCCCCUUGCCCUUCCCCAACUUGCCCCCUGGUGUGGUGGAGAUGAAAGUGAAGGAGGGCAGCAAGAUCAGGAACCUGAUGAGCUUCGCCAUGGCUCAGAUGGAGCUGAAGGGCAGCCGGCAGAUUGUCUUCAGCGGCUGCGGCAGAGCGGUCACCAAGACCAUCACCUGCGUGGAGAUCAUGAAGAGAAAGCUGGGGGGUCUUCACCAGGUCACCAAGGUACGCUACAAAACCUUGCUGGAGGUCUGGGAGAACCAGGACCCGCUGCCCGGCGGUGCAGCACAGAAUCUGACCGUCCACAAGAACGUCCCUUCCAUCUGCAUCCUGCUCUCCCGUGACCCCCUGGACCCCAACCAGACGGGCUACCAACCCCCUGAGCCUAGAGAGGUAGGAGAAGAUGCCUCGAGCUCCUCGGCCAAGGGGCUGAAGCGGCCCCCACCGCCUGCCCGUGAGGAACUGCUGCCCAAGAAGCUGCAGGUAGCGGGAGCCAGCAGCCCGCAGGGCUCGGGGACAAGAGACAGCCAGACGGACGGCCACUACUGACCCAGUUACAUGCUUACAGCAGGGUCUGGGGGGCUCCUGACCCCAUGCAGAACACAUCCUUGUACCCCCGUGGCUCCCCAUUUAAUGAAGGGAGGCUGCGGUAUGUAGGUCUGCGGGAAAACCUUCCCUCUCCAAACUUUUCCUCCCUUUUGCCUGGUGCUGCGUGUAGUUGCAGGCAUGCAGAGCUACUCAUGCCUCCUGCCAGCCCUGCUAAAUAGCCCCCGGCACAGCAGCUCUCCAGGACUCCCACAGAGCUGAAGCAUCCUUUGGAUUCUCCCCACAAUGGGAAAGGUGGCUGCAUGCCGCCGCUCCACAUCGGGAUGUCUCAGCCAGCAGCAAAGAGCCCAAAGCCCUUCGGAGUAACACCUUCAUUAUCAAAACCAUUGCAAUUAACCCCAGAGAGGAGCUGUCAGAUUUAUUAAUGCUGGGCUCCGCGCCUCGUGGCUCCUGCGAUUCAUCCUGAAUAGCACAAACAAGCAGAUGGGUCCUGCUCCCUCUCACCCAGCUCCCUGCUUUGUCUCUGCCCCUUCCUCUUUGCUGUGGCAUCGUUUCUAUUUUGUGCUUUGCUCUGAAAUACUCGAAGCUGAUCCUUCCUCUCCCAGAACUGCUGCAGCCUGAGAGCCAAGGAAACAAGCCCUGGAGCACUGCUGUUCAUUUCAGUAGCAGCCCCCAAAGAACAGAAAUGGAAAUAACCCCUCUUCCCACAUCAUAUAUUCAGGUUUUUCCUCUCCCGGAGGUGCUUGCAGCCAUGGUGAAUGCAUGAUGACAAGGGAUGGAGGCAAUGGGGAGCAUCAGGUGGAUCAUCUCCUGCAACGUGCUGGAUGGAUGCUGGGAUAAAGGGGAGCUUUGUAGGUUUGCCUGUGGAGCAUUUGCUAUGGGCUGGCUCCCCAGAAAGCCCUUCGGAGAGAAACGUCUGCUUUUUCUAUGGGUAAAAAGAUAACAAAUGGAAAAUAAAAGCUCUUUAGAAAUA
This is a messenger RNA of Gallus gallus (chicken), 1819 nucleotides long. RefSeq names its product ribonuclease P/MRP subunit p25 (gene RPP25). The transcript has a single exon. Gene Ontology annotation, cellular component: ribonuclease MRP complex. Gene Ontology annotation, biological process: tRNA 5'-leader removal. Lineage: Eukaryota; Metazoa; Chordata; Aves; Galliformes; Phasianidae. The coding region runs from base 238 to 849 and encodes 203 amino acids. The record is from RefSeq and is a predicted model, not a curated record. Gene Ontology annotation, molecular function: RNA binding.